AUGUCCGAGAAAUACUCAGCAGAAAUGCCUGAAGCUGAAGCUCCAAUUCGUGACGAACUUGACUCCAGCAAAGUCAUCGACUCUGCUUCCGUUGAUGAAAACUCCAUCACUUCUGACCCUCAAGAUAUUGAUCAAAAGAAGUUGGACAGAAUCUACAGAAAGUUGGAUUACAGAAUCAUCCCUGCCUUAUGGUGUAUGUACUUCUUGACUUCCUUCGGUGGUGGUGCUUACGGUAACACUUUGGUCAUGAACAGAGACAAAGGUCACUCGCUUAGUCAACACUUGAGAUUGAGUCGUAAGGAUCUUUCCACUGCUUCUGCUCUUUACUACGUUGGUUACAUUGUUUUCGAUGUCCCAAUGAACUUGAUCAUGACCAAGGUCAGUCCUCAAUCUUGGUUGGCCAGAAUUGUUAUCACUGUCGGUCUCGUUUACACCUGUUACUCCUCCUUGAGCAACCCUGGUGGCUUAAAGGCCGUGAGAUUCAUCUCCGGUAUGGUUGGUGCUGGUACUUGGCCAGGUAUGAGUUACUACAUCUCCUUGUGGUACCCUAACGAAAGAAUUACCAGAAGAAUUGGUUACUACUUCACUGCUACCCAAAUUUCUGUUGCUGUCGGUGGUUUGGUCGGUGCUGGUGUCCAACACAUUGAUGGUAACAGAGGCUACACUGGAUGGCAAUGGAUGUACUUGAUCUACGGUGUUAUUACCAUGACUGUUGGUGUCUCCUUAUUGUGGUGGUUGCCAGACAGACCUUUCAAGACUGAAAGUGAAUCAACCGGCAAGCUCUCUACUUUCUACAACCGUUACUUCACUACUUCCCACCCAUUGAACGAAGAAGAAAAGGCAAUCCACCAAUUGGACAUUAAAGACAAGCAAGUUGUUGUCAAGUGGGGCUACAAGGAAGUCUUUGAAAUCAUCACCGAUUUGAGAAUCUGGCCUAUCAUCAUCAUGUACUUCGGUGUCGUCGGUUGUGGUAUCGGUAUCGAUGUCUUCGCUGCUACCAUCAUCACUACCAACAACCCCAAGCUCACAGAUGUCCAAGUUAACUUGUUGGUUGCUCCAAUUUGGUUGUUCGACUUGGCCGGUAUUUUGAUCAUGACUCCACUUGCUGAUAAAUUCAAGAAGUUCAGACCAGUCAUCUUUUCCUUCGGUUGUUGUAUCAUUAUGGCUGGUUUGUUCAUUAUGACCUACGCUCACGGCCCAUGGAAGAAGUACUCCGGUAUGUUGAUCAGUGGUUUCGGUUUGGGUCCAACUGUUCCUAUCUGUAUGUCCUGGUCUAACGAAAUUUUCUCCAAGAGAUACGGUGAUGUUGGUUCUGCCGUCAGUGCUGCCUUGGUCAGUGGUUUCGGUUCUCUUGGUUCCGUUACUGUCACCCGUGCCUUCUACAGUUCAUGGCCUGCUGAUGUCAAGAGACAAUUCCACUACUCCAACAUGAUGUUGGUCAUGUUGUUGGGUGUCAGUAUCAUGGCUUCCGGUGUCACUCACUUCUUGAAGGACAGAAUCAGACAAGUCAAGAACUAA
This is a messenger RNA of Suhomyces tanzawaensis NRRL Y-17324, 1518 nucleotides long. Its product is annotated as MFS general substrate transporter. Gene Ontology annotation, molecular function: solute:proton symporter activity; dethiobiotin transmembrane transporter activity; biotin transmembrane transporter activity. The record is from RefSeq and is a predicted model, not a curated record. Gene Ontology annotation, cellular component: membrane. The transcript has a single exon. Bases 1 to 1518 code for a protein of 505 amino acids. Gene Ontology annotation, biological process: biotin import across plasma membrane. NCBI's taxonomy places the organism in Eukaryota, Fungi, Ascomycota, Pichiomycetes, Serinales, Debaryomycetaceae.